UGACGCGGCCUUGCGCGCAACGUCUUCCCUUCUUUCUUUAACUCUCACGCUUUCAAGAUGGCUUCCGCAGAGGACAGCCAGUUUUUAAAGCAGGCGAACAGCCGGAACACUCGGGGCAUGCUCCGAGUGAUCAUUCUGUGUCUGAUUGCAGGCGCAGCUGUGUCCAGCCGUCUGUUCUCCGUCAUCCGCUUCGAAAGUAUCAUCCACGAAUUUGAUCCCUGGUUCAACUUUCGAGCGACAAAAUACCUCGUCCAGAAUGGCUUCUAUAGUUUCUGGGACUGGUUCGACGACCGAACAUGGCACCCUCUCGGUCGAGUUACCGGCGGUACCCUCUACCCCGGGUUGAUGGUCACCAGCGGCGUCAUUUACCACGCCCUCCGCUUCCUGGCGCUCCCUGUCGAUAUUCGCAACAUCUGCGUGCUCCUCGCACCCGGCUUCUCCGGUCUUACCGCACUCGCAACUUACCUCUUGACCUCCGAAAUGGUCACUUCGCCGUCCGCCGGUCUCCUCGCCGCUGCUUUUAUGGGCAUAACUCCCGGCUAUAUCUCGCGUUCGGUUGCUGGAAGCUACGACAACGAAGCCAUUGCUAUCUUCCUGUUGGUCUUCACCUUCUUUCUCUGGAUCAAGGCUGUCAAAGAAGGAUCCAUGUUCUGGGGCGCUCUGACUGCGCUGUUCUACGGAUAUAUGGUGUCUGCGUGGGGUGGAUAUGUCUUCAUUACGAACUUGCUCCCGCUGCACGCUUUCGUUUUGAUCUGCAUGGGAAGAUACAGCCCGCGACUCUACGUCAGCUAUACUUCAUGGUAUGCGCUUGGAACGCUUGCCAGCAUGCAGAUUCCGUUCGUCGGCUUCUUGCCCAUCAGGAGUAGCGAGCACAUGUCUGCGCUUGGCGUCUUCGGUCUCGUCCAAUUGGUCGGCUUCGUCGAGUACGUCCGCGCUCAGCUCCCGAGCAAGCAGUUCCAGACCCUCCUCCGUGCCUUGGUCGUCAUUAUUUUCGCGGUGGCUGUUGGAGGCCUCGUGCUCCUCACUGUAUCCGGCGUCAUCGCACCCUGGACUGGCCGCUUCUACUCGCUCUGGGAUACCGGAUAUGCCAAGAUCCACAUUCCCAUCAUUGCCUCCGUGUCUGAGCACCAGCCUACCGCAUGGCCGGCGUUCUUCUUCGACCUGAGCAUGAUGAUCUGGCUCUUCCCGGCCGGUGUGUACAUGUGCUUCCGCAGACUGACCGACGAGCAAGUCUUUAUCGUCAUCUACUCCGUCCUAGCCAGCUACUUCGCCGGCGUCAUGGUCCGUCUUAUGCUCACCUUGACUCCUAUUGUCUGCGUCGCAUCCGCAAUGGCUUUCUCACAGAUUCUGGAUACCUAUCUGGAUGCGCGGACUCCCAAAGCGCAGGCCAAAGAGAAUGGUAGCUCAGAGCCGGCCAAGGUCGCAGUUGCGGCAGUCCUCCCAGACGGGCUCCGAUCGACGCGAAGCCCGCUUGUCGGUAUCUACUCGUAUGCCUCUAGGCUGACCGUUGUCGGAGCAUCUAUCGUCUACCUCAUGCUUUUCGUGCUUCACUGCACAUGGGUUACUUCUAAUGCCUAUUCUUCUCCCUCUGUCGUGCUUGCUUCCCGACUUCCCGAUGGCAGCCAGCACAUUAUUGACGACUACCGAGAGGCAUACUACUGGCUCAGGCAAAACACACCGGAAAAUGCCAAGAUCAUGUCAUGGUGGGAUUACGGUUAUCAGAUUGGUGGUAUGGCCGACCGGCCGACGCUUGUUGAUAACAACACGUGGAACAACACGCAUAUUGCCACUGUGGGCAAGGCCAUGAGUUCAAGAGAAGAGGUCAGCUAUCCGAUCAUGCGCCAGCAUGAAGUUGACUAUGUCCUUGUCGUUUUCGGUGGUCUCCUCGGCUACUCGGGCGACGACAUCAACAAAUUCCUCUGGAUGGUCCGUAUUGCCGAGGGUAUCUGGCCUGAGGAGGUCAAGGAGCGCAAUUUCUUCACGCCACGAGGCGAGUACCGCGUGGAUGACGAGGCCACGCCAACGAUGAAGAACAGCUUGAUGUACAAGAUGUCGUACUACAACUACAACGCGCUUUUCCCUGCCGGGCAAGCAACGGACCGUGUCCGUGGAGCGCGACUCCCCGCGGAAGGCCCCAAACUCAGCACCAUUGAGGAGGCCUUCACUAGCGAGAAUUGGAUCAUCAGAAUCUACAAGGUCAAGGACCUCGAUAACUUUGGACGCGACCACCAGAGCGCCGUGGCAUUCGACCAGGGCCACAAGAAGAAGAAGACAACGAAGAGGAGAGGUGCACGUGUUUUGAGGGUUGAGUGAACGUGGGAGAAUUGAGCGCAUUUCCAUAGUAGAUUUUGCACUGUAAAAGUACCCGGACGGUUGCUUGGGUGGGCGGGCGUUCUAGGACCUUAAAAAGAAAGAUAGCUCCCACCCAUUUCCCUGCCAUGAUUCCGGGCUGUGAGACAUGAAGACGGGAUACAGGAAAUUGAUUGAGACGAGCACGGGUGUCAGAGAUUGGUAAAGGUAUGACUCUCUGUCUUGCAAUGGCGGCAUCGUGAUCGGUGCUCGAGGCUCGCGCGAGGCAGCGACCAGAGCACGGUCACUCACUCUUUCACCGCAUCCUUUCGUAGACCGCUCAACCAGCCAAUCUCUUUCGUCUGCUCUGUCGACUGUGC
This is a messenger RNA of Trematosphaeria pertusa, 2669 nucleotides long. RefSeq names its product glycosyltransferase family 66 protein. The record is from RefSeq and is a predicted model, not a curated record. Gene Ontology annotation, biological process: post-translational protein modification. Gene Ontology annotation, cellular component: membrane. Gene Ontology annotation, molecular function: dolichyl-diphosphooligosaccharide-protein glycotransferase activity. The coding region runs from base 58 to 2313 and encodes 751 amino acids. Lineage: Eukaryota; Fungi; Ascomycota; Dothideomycetes; Pleosporales; Trematosphaeriaceae. The transcript is spliced from 5 exons.